Molecule: messenger RNA, 990 nt
Organism: Melampsora larici-populina 98AG31
Lineage: Eukaryota; Fungi; Basidiomycota; Pucciniomycetes; Pucciniales; Melampsoraceae
Exons: 4
Coding region: 1-990 (329 amino acids)
Source: RefSeq, a predicted model, not a curated record
AUGGAAGAACCUAUUCAACUUAAUCCAAGACAACAAUCUAAAUCAAAAGAAGUCCAAAGAAAAGAAUCAGAAGAAGAGAAAUUCGAUGUAGCAGAUUUCCAAGCGAAAUUAGAUACAUCACUUGGAAAUUUAUAUCGAUUAGUAGAUUCAUGGAUCCCACCCAACCUACGUACUACUACUGCUCCAUUAUCUUCAAGAUCAUUUGAACCACUUAAACCUGCAUUACAACCUAGAUUAGGUUUAGGAGCUAAACCAAAACUAUCUGAAAUCACAAGUUCUAAUCAACUACGAAACCAAUUGUUAAAACGAAAAUCAUCCAACAGAUUUGGUGAAGAUAGCAAUUCGGUUUCAGAAGAAUUAAAAAAAGAAGAAGAGGAAGAGGAUCAAGAUCAAGAUAGUAGAACGAAGAUUUCAUUUGGUUCUAAAGAUUUGGUUGUAGAUCGGUUCUUACCUAGAUCUAAAAUUAAAUCGAUAACUUUAUCUGAUCUAGAAGAGAAUCCUUUAAAACUUUCUAAAAAACAAUUAAAGAAACGUAGGAAACUUGAAAAACUUUCUGAAAUUAAUCCAACAAACCCAAGAACAGACGAAAAUGAUGAGGUCUCAUCUUGUUUACAAACUGAAGUAUCUACUUCUAUGCGUACUACUCCUGAUACUGAACGAACCCCAUCUCUUACUGAAAGUUCAUCACAAUCAAUAUCAUCAAAUACGAACAACCAACCAAAGAAUGGUGAAACAAAUACACUUAAUCCUAUGAUUUCGAAUCUAGUCACCAAACCACAAAAAGAGAUCUCAUUAAUUUCAAAAACAAAUCAUUUAACAUCAAUACCUUCUACACCGGAAUCAGAUAUCCAAAAAACAAAUCCAUCAAAUCCUAUAACACUUACCAAACAACAAAUCAAAAAACAACGAAAUAAACUUAAGAAGAAAUUAAAAAGACAAGAAUUAAAAGAUUUAGAAGAGAAAUCGAACAUUGGAGAACAUCAAAAAUGA